AUGGAGUCCCAAAUCCUCUCAUUCCUAGUGAUUUUCACAUUGCUGCUCUUUCUGUUCAUGCUACUCAAAACCAUGAUCACUUCAUCUCCAAAAUUGCCUCCUGGGCCAUGGAAGCUGCCUUUAAUAGGAAACAUUCACCAAUUUGUUGGAUCUCUACCCCAUCGCAGUCUAAGAGAUUUGGCCAUGAAAUAUGGAACUCUGAUGCACCUCCGACUUGGACAACUUUCUUUUGUUGUCAUUACUUCAGCAAAAUAUGCCAAAGAAAUGAUGAAAACACAUGACAUUGUCUCUGCUAGUAGGCCUUGUAGUCUUGCUACAGAUAUCAUAUCUAAGAAUGACAUUGCCUUCGCACCUUAUGGGGAUCACCGGAGACAACUUCGAAAACUUUGCAUACUGGAGCUUCUAAGUGCCAAACGUGUCCAGUCAUUCCGACCCAUCAGGGAAGAAGCCAUCUCGAAUUUGAUCUAA
This is a messenger RNA of Cornus florida, 468 nucleotides long. Its product is annotated as cytochrome P450 71D9-like. Bases 1 to 468 code for a protein of 155 amino acids. The record is from RefSeq and is a predicted model, not a curated record. Gene Ontology annotation, molecular function: iron ion binding; monooxygenase activity; oxidoreductase activity, acting on paired donors, with incorporation or reduction of molecular oxygen. The transcript has a single exon. NCBI's taxonomy places the organism in Eukaryota, Viridiplantae, Streptophyta, Magnoliopsida, Cornales, Cornaceae.